AUGCUUGAAGGAAACAGACAAGCCAGAAACCAUGCAGAUCAAAGCCAUGGCUUCUGCUUCACGAGCACUCGACACUUUGGAUGUUCUCAACUGCAGAUCUCUGGCUGCCCACAUCAAGAAGGUAAACUUGAACCUGUUUCUCGUCUAUGA
Molecule: messenger RNA, 150 nt
Organism: Linum tenue
Lineage: Eukaryota; Viridiplantae; Streptophyta; Magnoliopsida; Malpighiales; Linaceae
Source: the annotation of a GenBank genome assembly